Exserohilum turcica Et28A is the source of this 543-nucleotide messenger RNA. RefSeq lists its product as uncharacterized. Gene Ontology annotation, molecular function: carboxy-lyase activity. The coding region runs from base 1 to 543 and encodes 180 amino acids. NCBI's taxonomy places the organism in Eukaryota, Fungi, Ascomycota, Dothideomycetes, Pleosporales, Pleosporaceae. The transcript has a single exon. The record is from RefSeq and is a predicted model, not a curated record.
AUGGCAGUAGGCGAGAGCUUACCCGACUUCCUCACAAACACGGCUCUGGAUGCGAGCUUUGACAAGGAUGUACUUGACACGCACCUCAUCUACGACUACGACGCGCAAGACGAAAACGGCAACCCUGAGAAAUGGCGGUACGAGCUCUGGUGCUUCUCUUCUGAUCGGGUAGUCUAUGCAAUCCACGGCGGACCCAUGGCAGGCCGGACCAACUACCAACGAGCAACAUACCAGUGCAUCCGUGCUGGUGAGCUCUGGCAAAUCAAUUGGCUCGAGGAGACGGGCACGGUUGUGUCUGCUGUCUAUGACAUCAAGGAGCAGAAGAUGACGACGAUGAUUGCCUUUUCAGAGGGCCAUUGGAAGAGGGCCACAGAAGCCUUGGGUGACAAGCGGAACAGGGAGGAUUUGGAGAGAUGGAGGGGCCUCGCGGGUGUGGGAAAACAAACAUCGAGAUUCAUGCUGAGUGAGCAGGCGGAUAUCGUCGAGGUGUUCAAGGGCAAGGGCAAUCUGGCGCCGAUUCAGGAGAGCGAUCCGCUCUUUUGA